Molecule: messenger RNA, 761 nt
Organism: Tripterygium wilfordii
Lineage: Eukaryota; Viridiplantae; Streptophyta; Magnoliopsida; Celastrales; Celastraceae
Product: E3 ubiquitin-protein ligase ATL41-like
Exons: 1
Coding region: 37-696 (219 amino acids)
Source: RefSeq, a predicted model, not a curated record
CUCCUCCUCCUCCAAGUGAUCUCUCCAGUCUCCGCCAUGAGCUUCUCCGGCGAUUAUAACGACGACUGUUACAAGAAUCCUUACUACAUCAACAUCAACAUGAAAAUUAUUCUCACAGCCAUAACAUCCCUGUUAAUCGUUAUUGUAAUCGUCGUGGCGCUUCACGUUUAUGCAAGGUGCUUUCUAAGACGCCGGGCCGCGUUUCAUGGAUUGGGCCUAACCUUAAACCAAGCCCACGAUCCACCCAAGGGCCUUGAUCCAACGGUCAUCGCUUUGCUCCCUAUAUUCGUAGUCAAACAAACGGACGGUCAAGAUCAUACAGUAGAUUGUGCUGUGUGUUUGAGUUCGUUAGAGGAGCAAGAGAUGGCUCGGCGGUUACCAAACUGUAGGCAUACUUUCCAUGCAGAGUGUAUAGACAAGUGGUUAGCAUCACAUUCUACAUGCCCGAUUUGUCGGACCGAGGCCGAGCCCCAGAUGCUGCAACUGGAGCCCCGGGAGGGCCCAGAGGGGAAGGCUGCGUCAGCGCCACGGUUGGAUCGUGCAUUGGUAUGCAUUGAAGGAUCAUCGGAGUCUGAUGGAGGAGCUAAAUUGAAUGGCUCGAGCUUGCCGUUGAAUUCGUUUCCAAGAAUGUUGAGCAGAGAUCAAUCUUCUCGGAGACUUCAGGAAGAUUAUCCAGUAGAUUUAGAAAGACAGUGAAGUUUGGUAAUAUUUAUUGUUCUUCUUAAUAUCUCGAGUUUUUUUUUUUUUUUUGAAUAGCUCUG